Carya illinoinensis is the source of this 1457-nucleotide messenger RNA. Its product is annotated as shaggy-related protein kinase iota. NCBI's taxonomy places the organism in Eukaryota, Viridiplantae, Streptophyta, Magnoliopsida, Fagales, Juglandaceae. Gene Ontology annotation, cellular component: cytoplasm. The transcript is spliced from 13 exons. The coding region runs from base 155 to 1378 and encodes 407 amino acids. Gene Ontology annotation, biological process: signal transduction; protein phosphorylation. The record is from RefSeq and is a predicted model, not a curated record. Gene Ontology annotation, molecular function: protein serine/threonine kinase activity; ATP binding.
AAACAGAGACGUCGACAGAGACAGAGAGGAGAAGAGGAAUAAGGGAGAAGUUUUGAGUGUAGUUUGUACGAGUUUCGUUGCCAUGGCCGCCAGUCCUAACAAGCAUCAACCACCACAACUUCAAACACAGACAGAAGAUUCUUGAGCUUCUGAAAUGGACGCCUCCGAUAAGGAAAUGUCAUCCUCUGUUGUCGAGGCGAAUGAUGCAGUCACUGGUCACAUCAUUUCCACCACCAUUGGAGGCAAAAAUGGUGAACCCAAACAGACUAUCAGCUACAUGGCAGAGCGUGUUGUAGGGAGUGGAUCAUUUGGAAUUGUUUUUCAGGCAAAAUGCUUAGAAACUGGGGAGACAGUGGCCAUAAAGAAGGUCUUGCAGGACAAGCGGUACAAAAAUCGUGAGCUGCAGUUAAUGCGCAUGAUGGAUCACCCAAAUGUGGUUUCUCUGAAGCAUUGUUUCUUCUCUACGACAAGUAAAGAUGAACUUUUUCUGAAUUUAGUUAUGGAAUACAUUCCUGAGACUCUAUACCGGGUUCUAAAGCAUUACAGCAGCAUGAACCAGAGGAUGCCCCUCAUCUAUGUUAAACUUUAUACAUAUCAAAUCUUUAGGGGGCUGGCAUAUAUCCAUACUGUUCCUGGUGUUUGCCAUAGGGAUGUGAAGCCUCAGAAUCUUUUGGUUGAUCCUCUCACCCACCGGGUUAAGCUUUGCGAUUUCGGAAGUGCUAAAGUUCUCGUCAAGGGUGAAGCAAAUAUAUCGUACAUAUGCUCUCGUUAUUAUCGGGCUCCUGAACUGAUAUUUGGCGCAACAGAAUAUACAACAUCAAUAGAUAUUUGGUCAGCUGGUUGUGUCCUUGCUGAGCUUCUUGUUGGUCAGCCUUUGUUUCCUGGAGAAAAUGCAGUCGACCAACUUGUUGAAAUUAUCAAGGUUCUUGGUACUCCAACUCGAGAAGAAAUUCGUUGCAUGAAUCCAGAUUAUUCAGAUUUUAGGUUCCCUCAAAUUAAAGCGCAUCCUUGGCACAAGGUUUUCCACAAACGAAUGCCUCCUGAAGCAAUUGACCUUGCUUCACGGCUUCUUCAAUAUUCACCAAGCCUUCGGUGCACCGCGUUAGAAGCAUGUGCGCACCCUUUCUUUGAUGAGCUGCGUGAGCCCAAUGCCCGUCUUCCAAAUGGCCGCCCAUUUCCCCCUCUUUUCAACUUUAAGCAGGAACUACGAGGAGCGUCACCGGAGCUGAUCAAUAGGCUCAUCCCAGAGCAUGUGCGGCGGCAGACUGAUCUCGGCUUCCCACAUCCAGCCGCAAUUACAGUUGAACAAGAACGAAGGACUAUCGAGAAAGCAUCUAGUUCACAUCGUCUUCUUCCACAACGUCGUACAUUCAUUUGACGUGAUCUAUUAGAAGACCAUCAACGCCUUUAGAAUUAUUACUUUGCUCAGUUGUCAAUAUAUUGCCUAAUGUAAUUUU